Trichoderma aggressivum f. europaeum is the source of this 912-nucleotide messenger RNA. RefSeq lists its product as uncharacterized. Bases 1 to 912 code for a protein of 303 amino acids. The record is from RefSeq and is a predicted model, not a curated record. The transcript has 2 exons. NCBI's taxonomy places the organism in Eukaryota, Fungi, Ascomycota, Sordariomycetes, Hypocreales, Hypocreaceae. Gene Ontology annotation, cellular component: nucleus.
AUGUCUCGCUCUCUCCUCAUCACAGGCGCCACUGGCAAACAAGGCGGUGCCGCCAUCAGAGCCCUCCUUUCCAAGAACGCUGAUUUCAGACUUCUCGCCGUCACCCGUGACAAAACUUCCCGCUCGGCUCAGAAGCUCGCGAGUCUCUCUCCCAAGGUUACGCUUCUUCAAGGCAACCUCGACGACACAGAUGCCAUCUUUGGACAAGCUAGCUAUUUAAGCAAUUCAUCUCCAUGGGGCGUCUUUAGCGUGCAGGUCCCGAAACGAGGCGCACGCGGUGCAGCUAUAGAACAAGCCCAAGGAAUAUCUCUCAUCGACUCCGCUCUCAAAGCCGGUGUAAAGCAUUUCGUGUACUCCUCUGUCGACCGUCACGGGGACAAGUCCAUCAACAACCCAACCAACAUCCCUCACUUCCUCAGCAAGCACAACAUCGAACACCAUCUCAUCAACUCCACCAAGCCACAGGAUGCCAUGUCCUGGACGAUCCUCAGACCCGUGGCGUUUAUGGAAAAUCUCGACGGUGGUUUCGUGGGCAAGUUGUUUGCCACCGCUCUAAAGGCGAGACUCUCACAGAAGCCCCUCCAGCUCAUUGCCACAGAGGACAUUGGCAAAGUCGCGGCCGAGGCGUUUCUUCAUCCGGAGGAAUACAAAGGAAAAGCGAUUUCACUAGCUGGAGAUGAAGUCAAUUAUCACCAAUUGGCUGAAAUCUUUCGCGAUAAGACUGGAGCUGGAGUCCCCCUUACUUGGAACAUUCUGGCGAGAUUGCUCCUGGCCUCCUCCAAGGAGAUGGGUACCAUGUUUUCGUUCUUUGAAAAGGAGGGAUAUGCUGCGGAUAUCGAGGCGCUGAGGAGACAGUACCCAGAACUGAAAGAUGUGAGGACGUGGCUGGAAACCAGCCCAUAUAUGAAGUGA